GGCGGCCCGGCCCCUCCCGGCUCCAUGGCGGCGCCUUAAACAGGCGGCGGGGCCGCCCCCGCCCGCCUCAGAGCGCGGCGCCGGGAGGCGAGACACUGACCGGGAGGGGACUGAGUGCCCUGGAGGUGCUGCCAACACCCCGAUCCUGCUGCAGAGCCGCCACCCUCGCCAGCCUUCCUCCUCCUCCUCCUCCUGCUGCCCUCGAGGGCCUGGAGCAGCCGGCUGAGCUCUGCGUGCAGCCAGCAGGAGCCUGGGCGGUGCCGGGCCCGUCUGCCCCGUCCUGAGCACCAUGGCCGGGAACGCUGAGAUGGCAUCCCUGGAAGAGAGCUUCCGCAAAUUCGCCAUCUACGGCGACACCAAGGCCACGGGGCAGGAGAUGAACGGCAAGAACUGGGCUAAGCUGUGCAAAGACUGCAAAGUCACCGACGGCAAAAGCGUCACCAGCACCGACGUGGACAUUGUCUUCUCCAAGGUGAAAGGGAAGACAGCCCGUGUCAUCAACUACGAGGAGUUCAAGAAGGCUCUGGAGGAGCUGGCCCCCAAGAGGUUUAAGGACAAGAGCAAAGAGGAGGCGUACGAAGCCAUCUGCCAGCUGGUGGCAGGGAAGGAGCCCAUCAACGUGGGUGUGACGAAAGCCAAGACAGUGGGAGCCGUGGAGAGGUUGACGGACACCUCCAAGUACACGGGCUCCCACAAGGAGCGCUUCGACGAGAGUGGCAAGGGCAAGGGCAAGAGCGGCCGGGAGAACAUCGUGGACACCAGCGGCUACGUCAGUGCCUACAAGAACGCGGGCACCUACGACGCCAAAGUCAAAAAGUAGGGACGGGUGCCCGUGGCGCCACCGCCCCGGUCCCUGCGCGCCGGCCGCGGCUCGGUGCCCACCCAGGGACGUGCCCGUGAGCCGGGGCCCGGGGGGCAGCGCUGGGGCCCGGGGGGCUGCGCUGGGGCCCGGGGGCAGCGCUGGGGCCGGCCCGGGCUGGCGGGGUGUCGGCUGCCCGGCCUGGGGGCGCUGGGGAAGUCGCCGGGCCGCGAUCUCGGCCCCAGCGCCGCGCCCGUCCCCGCUGCGCUGUGAUCCCGCCGCCCCUCCCGCGUCCCCCGUGUGUCACCCCAGCCCCACACCGCACUAACAGCGCUGCUCCUCAGGGCUUCCCUGCCCCGCCGGCGCCCAGACCUUCCCUACCUCAGCCCCGGCUUUCGGGGCACUUCCCUCGUCCCACGGGGACCGCCGCCCGUGCUCCCCUCCGGGGCCCUGCCUUAACCCCGCGCCAGUCCCGCCACAGCCGCCUCCUCCCCUCCCCUCGGGGCUGCCCGGCACUCGAGGCUCAGACCCUGCGGUGCCGGAGCUGCCGGGAUGCUCCUGGCCCAGGAGAGAGUUUGGUGUCGCCUGGCCAUCGGCAAAGGUGUCCGAGCCGAACCCCCGUGGCGCCCCGCUCCCUUCGUGAAGCCCAAACCAAAGGAUGCUGCAGGCCCACGCUGUAACCCGGCUCUGCAAUAAACCCCGUCCGCACUGA
Onychostruthus taczanowskii (white-rumped snowfinch) is the source of this 1511-nucleotide messenger RNA. RefSeq names its product tubulin polymerization promoting protein family member 3 (gene TPPP3). Gene Ontology annotation, biological process: microtubule polymerization; positive regulation of protein polymerization; microtubule bundle formation. The transcript is spliced from 4 exons. Gene Ontology annotation, cellular component: microtubule. The record is from RefSeq and is a predicted model, not a curated record. Gene Ontology annotation, molecular function: tubulin binding. Lineage: Eukaryota; Metazoa; Chordata; Aves; Passeriformes; Passeridae. Bases 290 to 820 code for a protein of 176 amino acids.